Messenger RNA from Loxodonta africana (African savanna elephant), 960 nucleotides. Its product is annotated as olfactory receptor 8G1-like. The transcript has a single exon. NCBI's taxonomy places the organism in Eukaryota, Metazoa, Chordata, Mammalia, Proboscidea, Elephantidae. Gene Ontology annotation, molecular function: odorant binding; olfactory receptor activity; G protein-coupled receptor activity. Gene Ontology annotation, biological process: G protein-coupled receptor signaling pathway; sensory perception of smell. The coding region runs from base 10 to 960 and encodes 316 amino acids. Gene Ontology annotation, cellular component: membrane. The record is from RefSeq and is a predicted model, not a curated record.
CAGAGGAAAAUGGCAGCAGAAAAUCACUCCACAGUGACUGAGUUCAUCCUCGCUGGGCUAAUAGACAAACCAGAGCUCCAGCUGCCCCUCUUUCUUUUCUUCCUGGGGGUCUAUAUAGUCACAGUGGUGGGGAACCUGGGCAUGGUCACUCUGAUUGGGCUCAGUUCUCACCUGCACACUCCCAUGUACUAUUUCCUCAGCAGUUUGUCCUUCAUUGAUCUCUGUUAUUCCACUGUCAUUACCCCCAAAAUGCUGGUGAACUUUGUGACAGAGAAGAACACCAUCUCCUACCCUGAAUGCAUGACUCAGCUCUACUUCUUCAUUUUUUUUAUUGUAUCAGAAUGUCAUAUGUUGGCUGUGAUGGCAUAUGAUCGUUAUGUGGCCAUCUGUAAGCCAUUGCUUUACAAUGUCACCAUGUCUUAUCGUGUCUGCUCCUGGUUGCUCAUUGUGGUAUAUAUGAUAGGCUUCAUUGGUGCCACAGCUCACACAGGUUGCAUGCUAAGAGUGGUUUUCUGCAAGGCUAAAAUAAUCAACCAUUACUUCUGUGAUGUUCGCCCACUACUGGAGCUCUCCUGCUCCAGCAUUUAUAUCAAUGUAGUGGUACUUUUGUGUUUCAGUACCUUUAAUACUCUUGUACCAACUUUGAACAUCCUUGCCUCCUAUGCCUCCAUCAUUGCCAGCAUCCUGCGAAUCCACUCCACUGAGGGCAGGUCCAAAGCCUUCAGCACAUGUAGCUCCCACAUAUUGGCUGUUACAAUCUUCUAUGGUUCUGCAGCAUUCAUGUACCUGCAGCCAUCAAAUGUCAGCUCCAUGGACCAAAGCAAAGUGUCUUCUGUGUUUUACACCAUUAUUGUGCCAAUGCUGAACCCCCUGAUCUAUAGCCUGAGGAAUAAGGAUGUCAAAGUUGCUCUUAAUAAAAUCAUUGAGAAAAGACUAUUUUGCAUUAACAAAGAUUUAUGA